GUUCGAUCACCCUAUUGAGUCUUUUCCUCAGUAAUACCAGAUAUGGGCGCAGUAGCGGACAGUCAACAUCCUUGGGCAUUUGCAUUUGGCAUUCUAGGUAAUCUAAUUUCAAUCAUGGUUUACUUGGCCCCAGUGCCAACAUUUUACCGGAUUUACAUAGGGAAAUCGACUGAAAGUUUCCAAUCCGUGCCAUAUCUGGUAGAACUGUUUAGUUCCACGCUUUGGGUCUACUAUGCCAUACUGAAGCAAAAUGCUGUGCUAUUCAUCACAAUUAACACCUUCGGAAGUGUGAUGGAGACUUUGUACAUCGCCAUGUACAUUGUUUAUGCAACAAACGCUUCAAGGAAAUUCACUAUCAAGUUAUUCGGGUUUAUGAACUUGGGACUCUUUUCCUUGAUCAUUGUCCUUUUACACUAUGUAUUUCAUACUCAAUACCGUGUCCCGGUUCUCGGAUGGAUCAACAUUGCCAUUAACGUUUGUUCUUUUGCAGCGCCCUUGACUAUUGUGGCACAGGUGAUCCGCACAAAAAGCGUUGAAUUUAUGCCGUUCAGCUUAUCAUUCUUCCUUACACUGAGUGGUGUGUUGUGGUUUGCGUAUGGACUCGUCGUCAAGGACAUAUUCAUAGCAAUUUCAUAUGGGUUAGGUUUUGUCUUGGGUCUCCUUCAGAUGUUGUUCUACGCCAUAUAUAGAAACCGCAAUGAGGUUAUAGUUGAUAAGGAGAAGACGCCUCCGGGACCAAACCACGUGACAAACGCUGUGAUUCUGAGCACUAUCGCAACAUCUGAAGUUCAUUCGGUGGAUGCUAAGUCGUGCGAUGACAAUGAUGUCGAAGACGGCAAAGAUGGAAAUAAGGACAGUGAUAGCAAUGAACAUAAGUGUAUGGAGUUGGGGGUGAAUAUGGAUGCUUCGGGUGACGUCCAAUUGAAAUCUAAUGAACCAUGUGCAGUGUGAGGUUAAGUGUAAUUGUCAUGACAUGUCAGACUUGAUUUAUAAGAUCUUUGGUUUUAAAAUAAUUACAACCUAUAUAUGGCAUUGUAAUUCCAAAAUAAUGUUUGUAUACAAUUUAUUUUCAU
This is a messenger RNA of Rosa chinensis, 1073 nucleotides long. Its product is annotated as bidirectional sugar transporter N3. Gene Ontology annotation, cellular component: membrane. Bases 43 to 951 code for a protein of 302 amino acids. The transcript is spliced from 6 exons. Gene Ontology annotation, biological process: carbohydrate transport. Gene Ontology annotation, molecular function: sugar transmembrane transporter activity. NCBI's taxonomy places the organism in Eukaryota, Viridiplantae, Streptophyta, Magnoliopsida, Rosales, Rosaceae. The record is from RefSeq and is a predicted model, not a curated record.